Messenger RNA from Carica papaya (papaya), 5033 nucleotides. It is a transcript of the gene SEX1, whose product is annotated as Pyruvate phosphate dikinase, PEP/pyruvate binding domain-containing protein. Gene Ontology annotation, molecular function: kinase activity; ATP binding. The record is from RefSeq and is a predicted model, not a curated record. Lineage: Eukaryota; Viridiplantae; Streptophyta; Magnoliopsida; Brassicales; Caricaceae. Gene Ontology annotation, biological process: phosphorylation.
ACAUUUCUCCCGCUCUCACAUCUCGCACGUGACCAGUUCUCUUUCCCGAGCUUUUCUUCCCGACCUGGCCCAAUCAAAACUCGCCACGUGUCCACCGAUCAUGAUAAAGCGCUACCUAUGCCAAACGUUGUCUCGCUUCCCUGUUUGAUUUCUUUCUAUGAUUGGCGCUUCUUCACUGACUUAGAGCUGAUCCACUGCCAGUUUCUAUUUUCUCAGCUGAAACCUCUUCUUCAGAACAAUCUGAUCGUAUAUUCUCGCUAAUUAUAGUUCAAGCUCCAACCGAGGGUAAAGAAGUGCAUCAAGGAAUAUGAGCAAUACCGUAGGACAUAAUUUACUUCAACAGAGCUUGCUUCGUCCUGUGGUUUUAGAACAUCAGAGCAAGCUCCAUUCAUCUGGCACUCACCCUUACUCUUUAUAUCGACCUGGGUCUGUGACUAACUCAGCAGCCCAGAUAGGCAAAUCAUUUCUAUCUAAAAAAUUUUAUGGGAACAGUCUGAAUAAGCAGAAAGCAAGACUAACCACUGGAACAGGAGGACAAGUGAAAAUUGUCCCACAAGCUGUAUUAGCCAUGGAUCCAGCUUCUGAGCGUGCAGGAAAAUUCAACCUUGAUGGCAAUAUUGAAUUGCAGGUUGAUGUUAAGCUUGUCACACCAGGCUCAGUCAGAGAAGUUAAUAUUCAAAUUGCACACAGUAGCAACUCAUUACUUCUACAUUGGGGUGCAAUUCGUGAUAGGAAGGAAAAGUGGGUACUUCCUUCCCGUCAUCCUGAUGAAACUAAAAAUUACAAAAACAGAGCCCUCAGAACUCCCUUUAUGAAGUCUGGUUCCAAUUCCUACCUUAAAAUUGAGAUUGACGAUCCAGCAAUACAAGCUAUUGAGUUUCUUAUUUUUGAUGAAGCCCAAAAUAAAUGGUUUAAAAAUAAAGGGCAGAACUUUCAUAUAAAAUUACCCAUGGGAGAGAAGUUGCUUCCUAAGGUUUCUGUUCCUGAAGAUCUGGUUCAGGUGCAAGCUUAUCUUAGGUGGGAACGAAAGGGAAAAAGGAUUUACACCCCUGAGCAAGAGAAGGAGGAAUACGAAGCAGCUCGUAUGGAGCUAUUGGAGGAAGUUGCCCGGGGUACUUCUCUGGAUGACCUUCGGGCAAAGCUUAUGAAAAAAAAUGAUGUAUCGGAAACCAAGGAGCAUCCUGUCCAUCAAGCAAAGAACAAGAUACCUGAUGAACUUGUACAAAUACAAGCUUAUAUACGGUGGGAGAGAGCAAGAAAACCCAAUUACUCCAGAGAGCAACAACUUAGGGAGUUUGAGGAAGCCAGAAAAGAAUUACAAUCUGAACUAGAAAAGGGUAUUUCUCUUGAUGAAAUACGUCAGAAGAUAACCAAAGGGGAGAUACAGACCAAGAUUUUGAAGCAGCCAGAUCAGAAAAAAUAUUUUCAUGCAGAGAGAAUUCAGCGCAAGAAAAGGGAGCCAACACAGCUUCUUAACAAGCAAGUGGCUAAAUCUGUUGAGAAGAACUCAGAAAUUUCAGUUGAACAAAGAGCAAUAUCAGCAGUUGAGCAUUUUUUGAAGUCUAAGGAAGAACAGAAUGGAAAGUCUGUUUUCAGUAAGAAAGUCUUCAAGCUUGGUGAUAAUCAACUUAUGGUACUUGUUUCCAAGCCUGCUGGGAAGACAAAGAUUUAUCUUGCUACGGAUUUCAAAGAGCCAGUUAUUCUUCACUGGGCUUUAUCUAAAAAGGCUGGAGAGUGGUUGGUACCCCCUCCAGCUGUGCUGCCUCCAGGUUCGGUUUCUCUAAAAGAGGCUGCAGAAACACAGUUUUCAAUUAACUCUUCCACUGGUCUUCCUGGUCAGGUCCAAUCCUGCGAGAUAGAAAUUCAAGAGGAUGCUUAUGUGGGGAUGCCAUUUGUCCUCUUCUCUGGUGGAAGCUGGAUAAAGAACAAGGGCUCUGACUUCUAUAUAGAUAUUGGCCAUGGAUCAAAGCAAGUCCAGAAGGUUUCUGGUGAUGGCAAAGGUACUGCCAAGACUUUGCUUGAUAAAAUAGCAGGGUUGGAGAGUGAAGCACAGAAAUCCUUCAUGCAUCGGUUUAACAUUGCAGCAGACUUGGUUGAUGAAGCCAGACAAGCUGGAGAGUUAGGCCUUGCAGGGAUCUUGGUGUGGAUGAGGUUUAUGGCUACAAGGCAGCUCAUAUGGAAUAAAAAUUACAAUGUGAAACCACGUGAGAUAAGUAAAGCCCAGGAUAGGCUUACUGAUUCACUCCAGAAUGUCUACAAAAGUUAUCCACAGUAUUGGGAACUUCUGCGAAUGAUAUUGUCUACAGUCGGUCGAGGCGGUGAAGGGGAUGUGGGACAACGAAUUCGUGAUGAAAUCCUAGUUAUACAAAGAAAUAAUGAUUGCAAGGGUGGAAUAAUGGAGGAGUGGCAUCAAAAAUUACAUAAUAACACUAGUCCCGAUGAUGUUAUUAUUUGUCAGGCAUUAAUUGAUUAUAUUAAAAGUGACUUUGAUGUCAAUGUUUACUGGAAGACCUUGAAUGACAAUGGCAUAACAAAGGAACGUCUUUUAAGUUAUGACCGUGCUAUCCAUUCUGAACCAAAUUUUAGGAGAGAUCAAAAAGAUGGUCUUCUUCGGGACCUUGGUAACUAUAUGAGAACUCUAAAGGCUGUUCAUUCAGGUGCAGAUCUUGAAUCUGCUAUUUCAAAUUGUAUGGGCUACAGGUCUGAGGGUCAAGGUUUCAUGGUCGGGGUGCAGAUAAAUCCCAUUUCAGGCCUGCCAUCUGAGUUUCCAGAGUUGCUUCACUUUGUCCUUGAGCAUGUUGAAGACAAAAAUGUUGAACCGCUUCUUGAGGGUUUGCUUGAAGCUCGUCAAGAGCUCCGGCCAUUGCUAUUAAAGUUCCAUGAUCGUUUGAAGGAUCUGUUAUUUUUGGACAUUGCUCUUGAUUCUACUGUUAGAAUAGCAAUUGAAAGAGGAUACGGGGAACUGAAUACCACUGGACCAGAGAAACUUAUAUAUUUCAUCACACUGGUUCUUGAAAAUCUUGCACUUUCAUCAGAUGACAACGAGGAUCUCAUUUAUUGCUUGAAGGGAUGGAAUCAUGCCCUAAACAUGUUCAAGGGUAAAAAUGGUCACUGGGCUUUAUAUGCGAAAUCAGUUCUUGACAGAACUCGUCUUGCACUUGCUACUAAGGCUGAGUGGUACCAGCAAGUUUUACAACCAUCAGCAGACUAUCUUGGAUCACUUCUCAAUGUGGAUCAGUGGGCUCUUAAUAUAUUCACAGAAGAAAUCAUUCGUGCUGGAUCAGCCGCAGCUUUAUCCUCACUCCUUAAUCGACUUGAUCCUGUUCUUAGAAAAACUGCGCAUUUGGGAAGUUGGCAGGUUAUCAGUCCAGUCGAGGUUGUAGGAUAUGUCUGUGUUGUGGAUGAGUUGCUUUCUGUACAGAAUGAGUCUUACGACCGACCAACAAUAUUAGUAGUAAGAAGUGUAAAAGGAGAAGAGGAAAUUCCUGAUGGUGCAGUUGCCGUGCUGACACCUGACAUGCCAGAUGUCCUCUCUCACGUCUCUGUGCGUGCCAGAAAUUGCAAGGUCUGCUUUGCUACAUGCUUUGAUCCCAACAUUCUGUCAGAUCUCCAGGCAAAUGAGGGGAAACUGUUGAGACUAAAACCUACUUCAGCAGAUAUAGUCUAUAGGGAGGUAAAUGAGGAUGAGCUAGCAGAUUCAAGUUCAAGUAACUUGAAAGAUGUCAUUUCAUCAUCUAUUACAUUGGUCAGAAAGCAGUUUGGUGGUAGAUACGCCAUAUCAUCCGAGGAGUUCACAAGCGAAAUGGUUGGUGCUAAAUCACGGAAUAUCGCUUAUCUGAAAGGGAAACUGCCUUCAUGGAUUGGAAUUCCUACCUCUGUUGCUCUGCCAUUUGGAGUAUUUGAGAAGGUCCUCUCUGAUAAGUCAAAUCAGGCAGUGGCUGAUAAGUUGCAAAUACUGAAGAAAAAAUUGGGAGAAGGACAAUAUAGUGCUCUUGCGGAGAUUCGCCAAACAGUGCUGCAGUUGGUAGCACUGCCCGAACUGGUGCAAGAACUGAAAACCAAGAUGCAAAGUUCUGGCAUGCCUUGGCCAGGUGAUGAAGGUGAAAAGCGAUGGGAGCAAGCAUGGAUGGCUAUAAAGAAGGUUUGGGCUUCAAAAUGGAAUGAAAGAGCAUACUUCAGUACAAAGAAAGUGAAAUUGGAUCAUGAUUACCUCUGUAUGGCUGUCCUUGUUCAGGAAAUAAUAAAUGCUGAUUAUGCAUUUGUUAUCCACACAACUAACCCAUCUUCAGGGGAUUCAUCAGAGAUAUACGUUGAGGUGGUGAAGGGACUUGGAGAGACUCUAGUUGGAGCCUAUCCAGGCCGUGCAUUGAGUUUUAUCUGUAAGAAGAGCAACCUGAAUUCACCGCAGUUGCUAGGUUACCCAAGCAAACCCAUUGGUCUCUUCAUAAGACGUUCCAUAAUCUUUCGCUCUGACUCUAAUGGUGAAGAUCUUGAAGGGUAUGCUGGUGCAGGCCUUUAUGAUAGUGUCCCGAUGGAUGAGGAAGAGAAAGUCGUGCUUGAUUAUUCAUCUGACCCUUUGAUCACUGAUGGAAACUUCCAGCAAUCAAUUCUCUCCAGCAUUGCUCGUGCAGGAAGUGAAAUUGAGAAGUUGUAUGGAUCUCCACAAGACAUUGAAGGUGUAGUCAGAGAUGGGAAAAUUUAUGUUGUCCAGACAAGACCUCAAAUGUGAUCUUCAAAUUUUCCAGUUUGCACUUUUCCUUGUGGCAGUUGCUGAUGGCAGAGAUAUUACAAGUAGGAGACAGUAAAAAAGAAAGCAGAUUGGGAAAGAAAGAAAACUAAAUAAGGAAAAAAAAAGGAAAAUAUAAUACAAAGUAGAAGAAAGUUAUAGAUGUAAGUGGAAGCUUUUCAUGUAAUUUAUCCAGGGCGUCAGACUGUAUAGAACAGUUUAUUUGGCUGUCCAGUGAGCCAACAUAACACUGUUGUAUAUUCUUUAAAGGCGCCUGUAUUAAUCUCAUAAAUAAUGCAUUGAUUUA